This is a messenger RNA of Leptonychotes weddellii (Weddell seal), 1477 nucleotides long. NCBI's taxonomy places the organism in Eukaryota, Metazoa, Chordata, Mammalia, Carnivora, Phocidae. The record is from RefSeq and is a predicted model, not a curated record.
AUGGUGCCUGGAGCUGGGACCGCCGGCACCGGGGUGCCUCUCACCCCCGGCGCCCCUGCCCUGCCUCGCCCCCGGGGCCCGGCUGGGACGCGUGGUUCGGAGCCGGCGUCGGGUUCUGUCCGGUCGGGAGCAGAGUCGCUCGCACAACCCGGGACAGCCCAGGCCGCGCGUGCGCUCCGGGCUGCAGGCUCUGGCCCUUCCGACCCCUCUGUCCCCGCCGCACAGGCUAACCGGCUGGAGAAGGCGGCAGCCGCGGCCUACACCUUCCUCCAGAGGAACCCGAAGCACGAGCUAACCGCCAAGUAUCUCAGCUACUACCGGGGGCUGCUAGACGCCGCCGACGAGCCGCUCACAGACUUGGAGGCGCAGCCCUACGAGGCCGUGUUCCUCAGGGCUGUGAAGCUCUACAACAGCGGGGACUUCCGCAGCAGCACGGAGGACAUGGAGCGCGCCCUGGCCGAGUACCUGGCCGUCUUUGCCCGGUGUCUGGCCGGCUGCGAGGGGGCCCACGAGCAGGUGGACUUCAAGGACUUCUACCCGGCCAUAGCAGAUCUCUUUGCAGAGUCCCUGCAGUGCAAGGUGGACUGUGAGGCCAACUUGACCCCCAACGUGGGUGGCUAUUUCGUGGAGAAGUUCGUGGCUACCAUGUAUCACUACCUGCAGUUUGCCUACUACAAGUUGAACGACAUGCGCCAGGCCGCCCACAGUGCCGCCAGCUACAUGCUCUUCGACCCCGGGGACAGCGUCAUGCAGCAGAACCUGGUGUACUACCGCUUCCAUCGGGCUCGCUGGGGCCUGGAGGAGGAGGACUUCCAGCCCCGGGAGGAGGCCAUGCUCUACCACAACCAGACCACUGAGCUUCGGGAGCUGCUGGAGUUUGCACAUAUGUACCUGCAGUCAGAUGAUGAGAUGGAGCUUGAAGAGACAGUGCCUCCCGUGGAGCCCAAGGACCCGCCCUCCGACACCGAGUUCGAGGGGGAGGGGGACUACGAGGAGGGCAUCUAUGCUGACUGGUGGCAGGAGCCGGAUGCCAAGGGUGACGAGGCAGAGGCCGAGCUGGAGCCUGAACUAGCAUGAGAGGGCCACCCUUGCACCCCUCAAGAGCUGGGGAAGCCUGAGCCCAGUGGUACCGCCCUCACCAGCCUGUGCAGCAGCAAGAACUAUUUAUUAAAAAUGUACAACGGACAUAGCUGACCAGGCCCCAUCCCAUCCCACCUGUGAGCGCUGCUCCCCAGGUCUCAGGGUCUCUGGGCCACAGGAUGGUGGUGCUCCAGCUGCUGACGGCCCCCUCCUCCCCGGUGCUCUCCUCAGCUGGGCAGUCUCCUGGAGGAGAAGGUUCCUGCUCCUCCAAGCUGGGUCUCAGCCUGGAUUUCAGAGACAGCAGAGGGGCCGCUGAUGUUAUGAAGAGCACUCGAGAGUCCAGUGGUUCCUGGCUCACUGGCAGUGGGUGCUCAAUAAAUGUUUCCUGUCGAAUGAA